AUGUCGCUGGACACAUCAAAAAUCAAAACCCUAACUCCAUCUCAGUUCAUCACUUUCACAAUUCCAAACCCUAUUCCACACCCUACCGCACGCCACUGCUAUCUCCGCAGUCCGGUGCUCCGCGUCGCCCUCCUUGAUUCUCCAAUCGUCACCUCUGAUGGUGAUGUUCCAUUAAUCGCCGCCAUGGUUGUACCGGGCCACCGGGAAUCAGACUGGAUCUUCUCUACUGAAUCCGGCCAUUUUCAGCUCUUAUUCAACUUCUCCAACGUCUCCCGCUUGGUUCUUAUCGGUAAUAAUCCCCCGCCUAAUUCAGAACCCUCCAUUUAUGUCCGCCCUCCGGUUACUGAUACCGUCGAUAAGGAGAAAUUAGAAGAUGAACUGAAACCAUUAGUAAUCGCUCUGCAUCCCGUAGAGUGUUUUCAAAAUGGUUUGCCCGAACCCGUAUUUUUGACAUAUGAAGAUACUACGCUGUAUCGUGUGACUAUAAAUAGAUCUGUGGGUCCCUUUGUUGGUGAAUUUCUUGUUGAAGAUGUUGAAGUGGAAAGUAACGUUGAUUGCAAUAAAGAUUUGAGAAGGAGGUUGAGGUUUAAAAGAAUGCCUAACUUGAUACAAUCAGAGAUCCCUCUUAUUCCUACUGUUGGUAAUGUCGUGGGUAAUUUGGGGUUAGAUUUGCCAAGUUUGAGGAAAAUGAACGAAGUGAAGUUUAGGGUUGAUACAGGGGUUUUGAUUCAGCCAUACUUGACUGCUAUGGUUUCUGGUCUUUUCUUGAUUGUUUCACUUCUUGAUCGGCGGAUGAAACAAGGGUUUAUUCCAAGAGCUUUGUGCUUAGGGGUUGGAGGUGGUGCUUUGUUAAGUUUCUUGAACACUCGACUGGGGUUUGAAGUUGUUGGAGUGGAGGCCGAUGAGGUUGUUUUAAGCGUUGCAAGGCAGUAUUUUGGGUUAAAUGAUAGGAAUUCUAUUCGACUAAUUCUUGGAGAUGCUAUCGAAUUGAUUGAAAAGGCUGCCAGCCGACGAACGAAAGGGGACACCCAUGAUUUGCAGGUUAAUAUUGAUUGUUUGAAUGCUAAAUUUGAUGUUGUGAUGGUGGAUUUGGAUUCAAGUGAUGCUAGAACCGGCAUUAGUGCUCCUCCACCGGAAAUUGUUAGGAAGCCCGUUUUCCAGGCUGCUAGAUCAGUUCUUCAUGAUCAUGGUGUUUUUGUCAUCAAUGUAGUCCCUCCUGACGAACGUUUCUAUGUGACACUGAUACAAGAACUUCAAGAUGUUUUUCACAAGGUCCAUGAAAUAAAUGUUGAGAACGAAGAUAAUUUUGUUCUUGUGGGCACCGUGUCGCCAAUAGCAUCUAAUGACCAUGACAAUGCUUUAUCCAGAAGGCUGAGAUGUGCGAUUUCUGGAGCAUCUAUAGACUCUAUAAUGGAAUUAUGA
Messenger RNA from Cynara cardunculus var. scolymus (artichoke), 1422 nucleotides. Its product is annotated as methyltransferase-like protein 13. Gene Ontology annotation, biological process: polyamine biosynthetic process. The coding region runs from base 1 to 1422 and encodes 473 amino acids. The transcript has a single exon. NCBI's taxonomy places the organism in Eukaryota, Viridiplantae, Streptophyta, Magnoliopsida, Asterales, Asteraceae. The record is from RefSeq and is a predicted model, not a curated record.